Hevea brasiliensis (rubber tree) is the source of this 1335-nucleotide messenger RNA. RefSeq lists its product as uncharacterized. The transcript is spliced from 5 exons. Gene Ontology annotation, cellular component: U12-type spliceosomal complex. Lineage: Eukaryota; Viridiplantae; Streptophyta; Magnoliopsida; Malpighiales; Euphorbiaceae. Bases 378 to 1157 code for a protein of 259 amino acids. Gene Ontology annotation, biological process: mRNA splicing, via spliceosome. The record is from RefSeq and is a predicted model, not a curated record.
GCCCAUCAUAGUUUCCUAUUUAUCCUCACCGCGAAUUCUUUUUUUUAAUUGAUCCGGCCCAUAUUUUUUAAUUUAACGAAUCCAGAGUGGACAAGAGAACGCAAGACCAAUAACGGGCCCACCUUUCCAAAUUUGCAUACCUGAGAGCGAGUAUUACUGCGGCUGCGAGUACGAUAAAAUUCCAAAACAGAAAAAAUCCUAUGAGUAACGGUCUCCUCCUCUCCCUUCAUUUUUUUUCGUCUUCCCUCUCCCAAAUAUCACUCUCUCUAAAUCUACUUCUCCCUCUCUUUAAAUUUCUUCUCUCUGAAAAAAUCGGAGUGUUUUCCAAUCAAAGCUAACCCUAGAAGAGUACCGAUUGAACUAACUGGUCUUUUAUUAUGCGAAGCAUUUUUGGUAGAGAACACAGAAAUCAUGGUAAUGCUUGUAUUUCUAACAAUAAAAAUGGUAAUUUAAGGGCUCCCAUAAGCAGUGUGAGCUUGGCUCCACUGAGAUUGAUCGGAGACGGCGACGUUUAUGGCAAUGACAGGUUUGUCGGACGAAGGUACUCCUAUCAUAAGCUGCCGCAGCAACUCUUCAAGCUCUCUAUCCUCAAGCUCGACGGCACUUCCUUCGAUGUUCACGUUGGAAGAAAUGCCUCUGUGGCUGAACUUAAACUAGCGGUGGAGGAAGUUUUUGCUUCGUCACCAAAGGAAGGUCAGGGCAAGAUUUCAUGGGCGCAUGUCUGGGGGCACUUUUGCUUGAGCUAUGAGGGUCAGAAGCUAAUUAAUGACAAGGCUUGCAUUCAAACCUUUGGGAUCAAGGAUGAUGAUCAGAUUCAAUUUGUUAGGCAUCUGUCCAUCAACUAUUCAAAUUCAAAGAGACAAUCUAGGAACCAAAAAGCUACUCAUAAACCAUACUCAACUGUAAGGCCGCUAUCACGGGAUGAAGAGAAAGAACAGAGGACCUUUGCAAACCAUAGUGACAAUAAUGAAAACCAAGAUUACGACUCCAAGUAUCACUGCGAAGAUCAUGAUGAUAUUCCUACAUCAGAGUUCAAAUUAGCUCACUUCUUGAGAGAGUGGCUAUCAAGAAAAGGAUCACAAGGCCAAAGUCGACCUUCAAGGUUUUCCUUGCAGUGCUUAGGAGGUGGACCUAGGAUGAUAGAACUUCAAGGCUAACACUCAAGUGAAGUAAAUCAUCAACUGUGACUUGCCAGUCAAAGCUACAAUCAUGCUUUUGGGCUAACAUUCAUAAGCUUUACUAAUACAAUUCAGCUAUGAUUAGGCAGAGCCAGUUGGAUUAAAAUUUUGUUUGGUUGAAUUACUUGUCAAUUGAUAUUAUUGUUGGAGCUCCUAU